Caenorhabditis angaria is the source of this 1030-nucleotide messenger RNA. The record is from the annotation of a GenBank genome assembly. NCBI's taxonomy places the organism in Eukaryota, Metazoa, Nematoda, Chromadorea, Rhabditida, Rhabditidae.
AUGGAUUUGAGUGAACGCGAAAGUGAUGUUGAGGAAGAAGAUUUGGAGUGCAAAGUGAGUUAAAAUUACAUUUUCAGGUUUUUUAAGCUUGAAAUAUUGUGUUCUAAUGUUAUUCAUAUGAUAGAAUGGUCUAAGACGAACAAAAUGAUAUAAAUUUUGAUGAUUUUACGUUAACCAUAAGUGAUUUAGGGAGGUUUAAUCGAUAAGGUCGCUAAAUCACUUAUGAUUAACGUAAAGUCAUCAAAAUUUAUAUCAUUCUGUUCGUCUUAGACCAUUCUAUCAUAUGAAUAAGAUUAGAACGCAAUAUUUCAACUCACUUGCUUAAAAAACCUGAAAAUGUCAUUUAUAGUUGAAAUAAUUGAAUAAAAUCCAAUUGAACUUUCAGAAAGUCUCAAAACGAAUUGCUGGAGUUACACUGGAAUCCGAUUCAUUCCCUGAAUCCGGCUCAACUGUUGCUGAAGAACGUUUAGUUCGAAGGAAGAAACGAAUGAAGAGAUUUGCCAAAGGACAAUUAAUGGAUGUUGAUCCCUCACCAAAACAAAAUAAAAAUGAAAGGUAUAUGGAUUGUGAUGGUGCAGAAUCGCACAUCUCCUCAUCUAGCGAUGAAUCAUUGUCUGGAGAUAAUCGAGGCGGUGAAGCUGAUGAUGAGCAAAGUGAUUGGGUUGGUGAUACAACACCAACGGGGGAACAAAAUCCUGAAGUGAGAAGUUCUUUUUGAAAAAAUUGUAGAUUUUGAAUAUCAGCGUGUAUUUUUCAGUUAUUCCAACCACCAUUCGAUCGAAAAUUGCUUAUCAGAAAGUCUCAAACAUCCCACCACGUUUCCGGAAUCCAAAAGAAAAUCGAGAAAUUCGCGCGGGAAGGUGGACGCGGUGAACUUCUUCUCGAUCUUCGUCUUCGCGAUAGAGCCACCACUACUUUGCUCCAUCGAUACAUGUUCAAGUAUAAUCUGGAGAUUGUGCGACGUCAUCGAGGAAGUGUGACGUUGAAGAAGCGUAGUGAAAAUGCGCCGUCAACUUCGACAGCUCGCUGA